ACAUAGAGAGCUGAAGAAGUCCUGAACUAACACCAGCACCAGCAGAAGAACCAGCAAAACCAGCAUUUUUAUUAAAGUCGGGCAGCAUCCUCCACUGACUGGAGCAGAGCACCAUGGCAGGCAGCACUGUUCUCCACCUGAGCCUCCUACUGACGCUCACAGGAAUUCUCCUCCUUGCAUGCAGCUCCGCGCAGAGGGUCAGAGGCAAAAGACAAAAUAUGAAGGUUCGCAUCAACGCUACUGGAGAUACCAUAGUUCUGAAGUUUGUUCGACCCAACCCUGACAUCAAGCUUGAGGGCUACAUCCUAGGCUAUGGUUCCAGCAUGUUCUCCAAACAGUUCAUCCAGCUCCCAGAAAACGGAGAACCCUACGAGACUGAAAUUGAUGCUGAGCCCAAGUACCUAGUGGCUGUUCAACCUAUCCCAACCAAUGAUGUGAAGAAGCAAUGUACAGGUAAGGUGAACUUGGACAAACCUCUCCACCUGGUGAUAGAUUCCGUCACACCGACAUCCGUGCUCCUAUCCUGGGGAACCUACUUAAAGACACCCUAUGAGGGAAACAUCAUGAACGACUGCUUGGAGGAUGGGCAUUACACCAUUCGCUACAGAGAGAGAAACAGGAAGUGGAUCUACCAGACCUGCCCUACCUCCGAUACUGUAAUCGACAACCUCAAGCCCAACACACCCUAUGAGUUUGGCGUCAGACCCAACAAAGACGAACGCAGUGGAGUAUGGAGCAAGCCAGUUAUCCACAACACCAACAUGGGAGACAAAAACAUGCAGAUAACCUACAAGCCCAACCGACCCCCUUUUGCCAAGACGUUGGCUGGACCCCACGGCAGUCUGUUCCCACCUCGACAUGCACUCCACAACAAAACCCAGCCAGGACUGUUCAAAAACCCAGGCUUUAAUGGAGCUCCAAGGACAUCUUUUGCGCCACCAAUGGACCAACAAGGAACCGUUGCUGCUCCCAGAGCCAAUGAGCCAAAAUGGUCUCAGCUCCCAUUGGAUUCAGACAACCAUGUUAGAAAUGCCUCCUCUCUGCUGGUGGAGAUCCCUCCCAUCCUCCCCCAACUUCUACCUACUAAACCCUCCCACCCUUCUGUCACCCCCACCCCUAAUUUCCUACCCAAUGGUGCACGGACACAGCACGGACACCCCCAAACCAGGGCACCUAGUGCCACUCAGAUGCCAAAUAGUUCCACUGGUAAGAGUAUCCGGACAAGCCCGAUCUCUUCUCUUCCAGCCAAACCCAAUGAUUCAAUCCUAACAGUGACUAGAAGGAACCAGUCAUCACUUGGCAGAUACCCUUUCUCUCCUCUCUCUAAUGGCAUGAGACCUUCUUCCCCCAGGCUCGGUGACUCCUUACGAAGAUAUGGGGCUAAUGGUGAGCAUCAUAAGGGACUCUCUCUUCCCAAACCAGUCAUGUGGUCCAGAGCAAGAAUGGGCUCUCCAGCUGCACGUCUACCUAUUCCAGCAAAAAAGCCUAAUCUUGUGGGCAAACCUGGAGGAUUGGCAGACAAGAUGACAGACCUGAAUCAGGACAAAACCUCCAUCUUGAAACUAGCGCAGACACCUGUUACGGCAAAACCAACCAAACCAAAGUCAACAUCUGCUCCUACUGUUACAGCACCCCGCUUUGAGACAUGGGAGAACUCUUCAGUGUUCAGCUCUGUACCUGCCUCUAAAGUCGAUGCCAUGGGCAAAGAACGCUACAUUGCUCCGCAUGUGGUCUAUAAAACGGAUAAGAAGCCAGAUGAACCAUGCUCCAUCACCACGUCUCUGAGUUACUUUCCUGAAGAAGAGGGUGCAGAACAAAAUGUCACCAAUCCACCAAGAACAGCACCAUCCAAUCUCACUGUAGUGACCGUGGAAGGAUGCCCCUCCUUCAUCAUUCUAGACUGGGAGAAAACAGAUAAUGAGACCACAGAAUAUGAGGUUAUCUCAACUACCAAAGGACCUGAUGGUAAACAAGUUUCCAUCCUGACCACAAACCAGACGCACACAGCAGUGGAGAACCUCAAACCAGAGAGCAGUUAUGAAUUCAAGGUGAAGCCCAAGAAUGAGCUCGGGGAGGGGCCGUCCAGUGAACCGGUGUCUUUCAGUACAGAGUCUGCGGAUCCACGAGUGAGCGAAAACGUCUCAGGUAAAGAUGCCAUUUGGACCCAGUUCCCCUUCAAAACCGACUCUUACUCUGAGUGCAAUGGGAAGCAAUACGUGAAGAGGACGUGGUACCGCAAAUUUGUUGGCAUCCAGCUCUGUAACUCCCUACGGUACAAGAUCUACCUGAGCGACUCCCUCAAUGGUAAAUUCUACAACAUUGGAGACCAGACAGGUCAUGGUGAGGACCACUGCCAGUUUGUGGACUCAUUCUUAGAUGGAAGAACAGGCACUCAACUACCAGCAGACCAGCUGCCAGCCAGGCCAGGCUACUUCAGAGCAAUGAGACAAGAGCCAGUCAACUUUGGUCAGAUUGGUGGGAACUCCCACAUAACCUAUGUUGCAUGGUAUGAAUGUGGUACGCCAAUCCCAGGGAAAUGGUAGGACUCAAGCAUCUGUCCACACAGAAUCCUGAAGAGCAACUCUCAUUGGUUGGGAGUGGUGACUGCCUAGGUUGACAUGACAGGCUUUUUUACUGUUUUCUCUGCAAAUGAUGGUGAGAUUGGUCACUCCUCAGCCUACAUCAUCAAAGAUCAUACCAUUUAUAAUAGUGUACAGGAUCAAAGAGUCAGGGAAUUCUUUUGAGCACAUUUGUGAUAUGUAAUAGCAAAACAAUGCCUCAUCUCUUUAUUUAUCGUACGUUACUAGGGCAAACGAAAUAAUUCAUCAUGAGCAAAACUACUUCAAAAACAUUGAAGUGAUGAACAUAAAAAAGAAAGGAAAAAAAUACCUGUUUCAAUAUUGGGAAGCUGGCUCCCUGAAACUAUUUUGAUAUUUUGUAUAAUAUUAUUUAUCAAAAUUUGUGGUGCCAUGUUUCUUGGUAAUGACUUUUCAGUGAGGAAGGGCCAGGCUUUGAUUAUGCGCUUUAAUAGUAAAGACAGCUUGGACUUUUGUCUCCCACCAGAGGCAGCUGUAUUAGUUUAGUACUGAUAUUGUAGGUUUCUGAUGUCAGAUGUAAACUAAAACUCGUAUGUAUAGCUGGGACUCUUUGCGAUGUUGGUUUUACAAACACAUUGUACUGGCAAAAGGCUCAACAAGUCAGGUUAUCUACACUAACAUAGAAAGAAUGGAAACAAGGUGACCACAUAUCUAUGUUUACAACAGGUUGGAAUUAAAAUUAAUGUUUUCUUUACACACACACACACACACACACACACACACACACUUUGUACCAUGGCUAUAGUCUUCCAUUGUAAGCCCUGGUGUAGACUAUUUGUUGGUUCUAGAUUGUAAGGAAGACCUUACACUUGCAAUUUGCACAGCACAAAUGUAUUUAUAUGUAUAUGGAGAGAGUAUUUUUUUCAGGAAACCUAUAAAAGAAUUAAAAUAUUCCCCCUAAAACUUGUGAAACACAAUUCAAGUCACACCGCUUUGGCCUUUCUACCAAAAAAUCCUACUUCUAUGAGUGUUAAUUUAGAGAUAUUCAAGGAAUCUUGAAGAUCUUAACAUGUAAAGUACAGCUUGUAUGGGUUCCAUAUUUUGUACAGUUUUGUCCCUGCCAAUCCCCUUGGCAGAGGGUAUCUGGCUUAUCCGUAUUUUCAUGGAGUUUGUUUGUAAGAUGAUGUUGAUGUUGUUUGGACAUGUUUCCUCAGUUUCUGUAUGUAUUUUACAAUAAUAAAUACCAGACAUUGUUUA
Molecule: messenger RNA, 3794 nt
Organism: Myxocyprinus asiaticus (Chinese sucker)
Lineage: Eukaryota; Metazoa; Chordata; Actinopteri; Cypriniformes; Catostomidae
Product: target of Nesh-SH3-like
Exons: 22
Coding region: 114-2543 (809 amino acids)
Biological process (GO): positive regulation of cell-substrate adhesion; extracellular matrix organization
Molecular function (GO): protein binding
Source: RefSeq, a predicted model, not a curated record